Messenger RNA from Capronia epimyces CBS 606.96, 6885 nucleotides. RefSeq names its product protein pyrABCN. Gene Ontology annotation, molecular function: ATP binding; dihydroorotase activity; metal ion binding. The transcript is spliced from 2 exons. Gene Ontology annotation, cellular component: cytosol; cytoplasm. Lineage: Eukaryota; Fungi; Ascomycota; Eurotiomycetes; Chaetothyriales; Herpotrichiellaceae. The coding region runs from base 1 to 6885 and encodes 2294 amino acids. Gene Ontology annotation, biological process: L-glutamine metabolic process; UTP biosynthetic process; L-citrulline biosynthetic process. The record is from RefSeq and is a predicted model, not a curated record.
AUGCCUCGGACGACCAUGGAUGGUCGGCCCAUGUCCAACGGCAGUGGGCUGCCUCAAAGUCCAACAGUUGCCGCCUCGGUUGAGCUGGGCAAUGCUGACCGGCCUCUUUCCCCUAGCUAUAUCACAGAAGGCGGCGGUAUUGGCGCUCUAAACCCAGCUGCCUCCUCUCAACCCUUCGACGACCAACAAUUAAAGGUCUACCUCGAACUCAGAGAUGGCCAGGUCUUCGAGGGUUUCAGCUUCGGAGCUGAGAAGAGCGUCUCCGGAGAACUCGUUUUCCAGACUGGAAUGGUGGGCUACCCGGAGUCUGUCACAGAUCCCUCCUACCGAGGGCAGAUCUUGGUCAUUACAUUUCCACUUGUGGGCAACUACGGAGUACCUUCGAGAGAGACACCCGACGAGUUGCUGGGAGACCUUCCCAAGUACUUUGAAUCGAAUCAAAUCCACAUUGCCGGUCUUGUCGUGGCGUCAUAUGCCGGCGAAACAUACUCUCAUCAUCUUGCCACCUCUUCUCUCGGCACCUGGCUGAAAGAGCAAGGCGUCCCCGCAAUAUAUGGGGUCGACACACGAGCACUCACCAAGAUCAUCCGAGAAGAAGGCAGUAUGUUGGGUCGUAUGCUCAUGACACAAGCUUCUCCGAAAAUGAAGCUCACCAACGGUGCCAAAGAAGAUUCGCUUCUUAACGGCGAGGUAGUGAUGGGUCCUGUGAACUGGCGAGAGCAUGUGGAAGAAGUCGAGUGGCAUGACCAAAAUGAACGGAACCUGGUGGCAGAAGUCUCAGUCAAACAGCCGCGGGUGAUUUCUCCUCCAAAAGACAAAGCGCUCUUGCAUCCCUCUGGCCGGCCCAUUCGAGUUGUGGUGGUGGACGUUGGCCUCAAGUACAACCAGCUCCGUUGUCUCCUGUCCCGCGGUGUGGAGGUCCUUGUGGUACCUUGGGAUUAUGACUUCCCAAGACUGGCGGGGAAAGACUAUGACGGCUUGUUCAUUUCCAAUGGUCCUGGUGACCCUGCCAUGCUUUCAACCACCGUCAAGCAUAUCUCAGAAGCCAUGGCGGAGGCAAGAACACCCAUAUUCGGCAUCUGUCUGGGUCAUCAAUUGCUUGCUCGUGCCGCCGGGGCCAGCACUCUGAAGAUGAAAUUCGGUAAUCGAGGACACAAUAUUCCCUGUACUAAUCUCUUAUCUGGCCGAUGCUACAUCACUUCACAAAACCAUGGCUUUGCUGUUGACACGAAAACCUUGCCGGAAGGCUGGCAUGAGCUGUUCGUGAAUGCAAAUGAUGGCAGCAACGAAGGUAUCCGCCACGUUUCGAGACCCUACUUCAGCGUUCAGUUCCAUCCAGAAUCCACCCCCGGCCCUCGGGAUACCGAAUUCCUGUUCGACGUCUUUAUCGAUGCAGUCAUGAAGAGUGUUGCGUCUGAAAAGGCUUUGCAGCAUCCAGUCACCUUCCCGGGAGGCGCAAUCGAGGAGAAUGAGAAAGCACAUCCACGGGUCAAGGUGAAGAAGGCCCUUGUUCUUGGAAGUGGGGGGCUCAGUAUUGGUCAAGCUGGGGAGUUCGACUACUCUGGUAGUCAAGCUAUCAAAGCUUUGAAGCAAGAAGGCAUUUACACCAUUCUGAUCAACCCCAACAUUGCAACGAUACAGACAUCCAAGGGACUAGCGGACAAAGUCUACUUCCUGCCUGUUACUGCCGAUUUUGUCCGCAAAGUCAUCAAGCAUGAGCGACCGGACGGCAUUUACUGUACUUUUGGUGGUCAGACUGCCUUGCAAGUUGGGAUUCAGCUGAAAGAUGAGUUUGAGGCCCUCGGAGUUCAAGUCCUGGGAACGCCCAUCGAAACAAUUAUUACCACCGAAGAUCGCGAGCUAUUCGCCAGAAGCAUGGAAUCCAUUGGAGAGAAGUGCGCGAAAUCGGCCUCUGCCUCAAGCCUCGAGGAAGCUAUGCGCGUUGUGGAAGACAUCGGCUUUCCCGUCAUUGUCAGAGCUGCGUACGCGCUGGGUGGUCUCGGAAGUGGUUUCGCCGAAGAUAUGGACCAGCUCCGCGAUCUUUGCACGAAAGCCUUCGCUGCAAGCCCUCAAGUGCUUAUCGAGAGGAGUAUGAAAGGCUGGAAAGAGAUCGAAUACGAAGUUGUCCGAGAUGCCCGGGACAACUGUAUAACGGUGUGCAACAUGGAGAAUUUCGACCCACUUGGUAUUCACACCGGAGAUUCCAUUGUGGUCGCACCGUCUCAAACCUUGUCCGAUGAAGAUUACAACAUGCUGCGCACGACGGCUGUUAACGUCAUUCGCCAUCUGGGCGUAGUGGGAGAGUGCAAUAUCCAAUAUGCGCUAAAUCCCUUUUCGAAAGAAUACUGCAUCAUCGAGGUCAAUGCCAGAUUGUCCCGAUCCUCGGCUCUGGCUUCCAAAGCUACAGGCUACCCGUUGGCUUUUAUUGCCGCUAAGCUGGGUUUGGGUAUACCACUGAACGAGAUCUCGAACUCGGUCACAAAGAAGACAUGUGCUUGCUUUGAGCCUUCGCUCGACUACGUCGUCGUCAAGAUUCCGCGAUGGGAUCUCAAGAAAUUCACGAGAGUAUCAACCCAGCUUGGCUCGUCAAUGAAGAGUGUCGGCGAGGUGAUGGCCAUAGGCAGAACGUUCGAAGAAGCCAUUCAGAAAGCCAUUCGCUCUGUCGAUUUCCACAAUCUUGGCUUCUCAGAUAUCUCUAAUCCUUUGAUGUCUGUCGACGAUGAAUUGCAGACUCCCUCUGACCAGAGAAUGUUUGCCAUUGCUAAUGCAAUGCAUGCAGGAUACACGGUUGACAAGAUUUGGGAAAUGACCAAGAUCGACAAAUGGUUCUUGUCAAGACUCAAGGGUCUGAGUGACUUCUCCAAGUUGAUGUCCAAGUUCAGUCUAACCACCGUCCCUCCGUCUUUGAUAAGACAAGCCAAACAACUGGGCUUCUCGGACCGUCAGCUUGCUCGAUCCUGGAACUCUAACGAGCUAGCUGUUAGACGCUUGAGAACUGAAGCAGGAAUACAUCCCUUCGUGAAACAGAUCGACACGGUUGCAGCUGAAUUCCCCGCCUAUACCAAUUACCUCUACUUGACUUACAAUGGGUCGGAGAGUGACAUUACAUUCAAUGAUCAUGGCAUCAUGGUUCUAGGGUCUGGUGUUUACCGUAUUGGCUCUUCGGUCGAGUUUGACUGGUGCUCUGUCAGGGCAAUCCGCACCCUGCGUCAACAGGGGUUCAAGACUGUUAUGGUCAAUUUUAACCCCGAGACGGUAAGCACGGAUUACGACGAGGCAGACAGACUCUAUUUCGAGAACAUCAAUCUCGAGACGGUCCUGGACGUCUAUCAGCUUGAAUCAGCCAGUGGAGUUAUCAUUUCAAUGGGUGGGCAAACUCCCAACAACAUUGCCCUCCCUCUGCAGCGAUUGAAUGUCAAGAUCUUGGGGACCUCUCCGGAGAUGAUCGACUCGGCAGAAAAUCGGUACAAGUUCUCUCGUAUGCUGGACCGCAUCGAUGUCGAUCAGCCAACUUGGAAAGAACUCACGAGCAUCGAUGAGGCACUGGAGUUCUGCGAAAAGGUCUCGUAUCCCGUCCUAGUGCGGCCAUCCUACGUCUUGUCAGGAGCUGCAAUGAAUACGGUGUACUCGAAAGACGAUCUUGCCAAUUACCUCAACCAGGCAGUGGAUGUCUCAAGGGAUCACCCUGUUGUGAUUACCAAGUAUAUUGAAAAUGCCAAAGAGAUCGAGAUGGAUGCUGUUGCAAAGGACGGCGUCAUGACUGGGCAUUUUAUUUCGGAGCAUGUCGAAAAUGCAGGAGUGCACUCCGGUGAUGCAACGCUCAUAUGCCCUCCACAAGAUCUUCUGCCCGAGACCAUUGCCCGGAUCGAAGAAGCGACGCGGAAGAUUGGAAAUGCCCUCAACAUCACAGGUCCGUUCAACAUUCAGUUCAUUGCCAAAGACAACGAGAUCAAGGUCAUCGAAUGCAACGUUCGCGCUUCCAGAUCCUUCCCAUUUGUCUCCAAAGUUAUGGGAGUCGAUCUGAUUGAGAUGGCCACCAAAGUCAUGGUGGGUAAACCGGUCACUCCAUAUCCACCUGUCACGAUUCCUGCCGAUUAUGUCGGCGUCAAAGCGCCACAAUUUUCCUUCUCACGCUUGUCUGGUGCCGACCCAGUCCUUGGAGUUGAGAUGGCUUCGACUGGGGAAGUUGCUUGCUUUGGACGUGAUCGAUGGGAAGCCUAUAUCAAGGCAACAAUCUCAACAGGCUUCAAACUCCCUGAGAAGAAUAUCCUUCUCUCAAUCGGAUCCUUCAAAGACAAGACGGAGAUGCUUCCAUCCGUGCGUAAGCUACACCAGAUGGGCUACAAUCUGUUCGCAACAUCCGGCACUGCUGAUUUCUUGGAGGAACAUGGCAUCAAAGUAAAAUACUUGGAAAUACUCGGCAGCGACGAAAAAGACCAGAAAUCCGAGUAUUCGCUGACCCAGCAUUUGGCCAACAACAAAAUCGAUUUGUACAUCAACCUACCAUCCAGCAACAGGUUCAGGAGACCAGCCAACUACAUGAGCAAAGGGUACCGCACUAGGCGAAUGGCGGUUGACUACCAGACCCCGUUGAUCACAAACGUCAAGAUUGCAAAGAUUUUAAUUGAGGCGCUUGCGAGGCACUACGAUCUUGACAUCAGCAACAUUGACUUCCAGACAAGUCAUCGGAGCGUAGUGCUCCCAGGUUUGAUCAACGUGGCGGCCUUUGUUCCCGGGCUUGCUCAGAAAGGCUCGCACGAUCUCUCGUUGGUGAGCAGAGCUUCGGUGGCAGCUGGCUUUACCAUGAUUCGAAUCAUGCCUGUUGGAAUUGACAGCGCUGUGACCGAUGCAAGGUCACUCAAGGUCGCUCAGCACAACGCGCAGAACGGGGCCUACUGCGAUUUCAACUAUUCCGUGGCGGCAACCGAUUCCAACUCGGAGCAGAUUGUCCACGUCAAGGCUGAGGUUGGAUCUCUUUUCAUUCCCUUCAACCACCUUUCAUCCGGCAACAUCAACAAAGUCGCCACCGUCACCGCACAUUUCGGGACAUGGCCUACGUACAAGCCGAUCGUGACAGAUGCGAAGACUACAGACCUGGCCUCCAUUCUUUUGCUUGCCAGCCUACAUGACAGGAAAGUCCAUGUCACAAAUGUGACCUCCAAGGAUGACAUCAGUCUGAUUGCUCUAUCGAAGGAGAAGGGAUUGAAGGUCACUUGUGACGUGUCAGUCUACAGUCUCUUUUUAUCUCAGGCUGAUUACCCCGAGUGUGCUGCAUUGCCAUCGGCCGCCGACCAGAAGGCCUUGUGGGACCAUCUGCCGACGAUCGAUGUGCUCUCAAUUGGUAGCCUUCCCUACCAGCUCGCAGGCGAGAAGGCUGGUCCGACGGUGGGCAUUGCCGAUGCACUGCCCUUGCUGUUAACUGCCGUCUCAGAAGGGAAAAUGACCAUGGAUGACAUCACCAGCAGGCUCCACGACAAUCCCAAGGCCAUUUUUGAAUUACACGAACAAACCAAUACCUCGCUGGAGAUUGACAUCGAUCGUCCAUACGUGCUCAACGCUGGGUCUGUGUGGUCGCCGUUUGUCGGAAGAACGUUGCGAGGAGCCGUAUCACGAGUCGUGUUCCAGGGGAAGACAAUCUGUCUUGAUGGUGAAAUCUUGAACGACAGCCCCCAAGGCACUGACAUGUCGUCGCAUCUGAUCCAACCCACCUCACCAAGCAUUGGGCCUACGUCUCCAGUCUUGCGUGCUCAGAUCGACGCCCCUGUCCUCAGACGGCCCUCGAUCCUCGAUAGCUCAAUGUAUAGACCGACUUCAGUGACCUCGAGAAGUCGACCUAUCGCCCGUCCACGAAACAUGGACGAGGUGCUCGACACCAGCGGUCCAGUUCUGCCUACCGCCGCGUUCCAGCAACCACAGCCUCCGUCCACGGUUUCUCCGUCACUUCUCUCCCUUUUGGCAUCUUCGCCCUUCAAGAACCGUCAUGUGAUAUCCGUCGAUCAAUAUACGCGACAGGAUUUACAUGUGUUGUUUACAGUGGCUCAAGAAAUGCGACUUGGUGUCCAGCGACAAGGGAUCUUGCCAAUUCUCCAAUCCAAAGUGCUCUGCACCCUGUUCUAUGAGCCAAGCACUCGAACCUCGGCUUCUUUUGACGCCGCCAUGCAACGGUUGGGCGGACGUACUAUCGCGAUCAACACUGAUCACUCGAGUACACAGAAGGGCGAGACAUUGCAGGACACCAUUCGGACGCUCGGAUGCUACGGAGACGCAGUGGUGCUGCGUCAUCCAGACGAAGAAUCUGUCGCAACUGCGGCCAAGUUUUCCCCGGUCCCCAUCCUCAACGGCGGCAAUGGCAGCCGAGAACACCCGACACAAGCAUUUUUGGAUCUGUUCACCAUUCGAGAGGAGUUGGGUACGGUGACUGGCCUCACCGUUACGUUCACUGGUGACCUCAAAUAUGGGCGAACCGUCCAUUCACUGGCCAAAUUGCUGCAGUAUUAUGAAGUGCGGAUCAACUUGGUAUCUCCAAAGGAUCUAGCUCUGCCCAAAGAGGUCAGAGAUUUGAUUGUGGCGUCCGGCCAGCUUGUGAUCGAAUCCGAAACUCUGACCCCGGAGAUUGUUGCCAAGAGCGAUGUGCUAUACUGCACACGGGUUCAGAAAGAGCGAUUCUCAAGCCUCGACGAGUACGAGCGACUGAAAGACAGCCUGAUUGUGGACAACAGCGUUCUGAAGUACGCCAAACCCGGCAUGAUUGUGAUGCACCCGCUGCCGCGCAAUCACGAGAUUAGCGAGGAGGUUGACUUUGACCAACGAGCAGCAUACUUCCGACAGAUGAGGUAUGGUCUUUACACGAGAAUGGCGCUUUUGGCCUUGGUGCUUGCAUCAUAG